Blastocystis hominis is the source of this 333-nucleotide messenger RNA. RefSeq lists its product as hypothetical. The transcript is spliced from 2 exons. NCBI's taxonomy places the organism in Eukaryota, Bigyra, Opalinata, Blastocystidae. The record is from RefSeq and is a predicted model, not a curated record. Bases 1 to 333 code for a protein of 110 amino acids.
AUGCUCACAUCGUCCCUCACGGCGGAACAUCCCAUUUAUCUGCUGCUUUUCUGUGGACUGACCUAUUCGUUCCUGUCCAUUCGAGUGAAUUUAGCGCACCUGUGCAGACGACGACUCGGCUAUCACUUCUCGCCGAUGUAUUCGCUGAUUUUGCUUACGUUGAACCACUUCAUUGGACUCAUCAACGAAUCGGCGAUGUUGUUUGCAUGCUUCGGAUUUUUCAUGUUCUAUUACAUCGUCUUCUUGUUUGUGACGGUGGAUCAGAUUAAGCGCCGCUUGGGAAUCCGUGUAUUCCACGUUACGAAGAAGAUUGAGUGCAUUGUUUGUUGGUAG